AUGACAGUCACCACGGGCACAAUCGACUUCACCGUUGGGAAUGAGACGUUCCAGACCUGGUAUAAGCUCUUAGGCGACCUGAAUCCCUCAGCUCGCCCCCUCAUCGUUCUCCAUGGCGGCCCAGGCAUGUCGCAUGACUACCUUGCGUCCCAUAGUGACCUCCACGUCCAGCAGGGCAUCCCGGUCAUUUUCUACGACCAAAUUGGUAGCGGUAAAUCAAGUCAUCUCCGCGACAGAGGAGCAGAAUUCUGGACGUACGACCUCUUCAUGGACGAGCUCCAGAAUCUCCUUGAUCACUUCGGUAUCGCCCACAACUACGAUCUGCUUGGUCACUCCUGGGGCGGGAUGCUCGCCGCAAUGUUUGCGGCAGCUCGCAAGCCAGCCGGUCUGAAACAUAUCGUUCUGGUGGGGACGCCUGCUUCGAUGGAGUUGUGGAUGGAGGAGACGAACAAGCUGCUACUAGGGCUGCCGAAGGCACUUGGGGAUAUGCUCCGUAGGCACGAAGAGGAGGGUACAACGGCGGACAAAGAGUACCAAGAUGGGAAGCUGGUGUUUUACAGGAAGCAUGUAUGCUCCCUGGAUCCAUGGCCACAGGAGGUUCUCGAUUCCGUGGCUGCGAUGAAUGACGACUUGACAGUCUAUCAUACCAUGAACGGCCCUUCCGAGUUCUGCAUCACGGGCACAAUCAAGACAUGGUCCGUCAUCCAUGAUCUCCACGCAUUAUCGUACCCAAUACUGCUCACGAAUGGUCUCAACGAUGAGGCCCAAGACCCUGUAGUCUUGCCAUUUUUCAACAAGUGCCCUAAAGUAAAGUGGGUGCAAUUCGUAACGGCCACUCACAUGCCGUUCUGGGAGGAAAGAGAGAGGUAUAUGAAGGUCGUCGCCAACUUCUUGACAAAUGUGUAG
Molecule: messenger RNA, 906 nt
Organism: Gloeophyllum trabeum ATCC 11539
Lineage: Eukaryota; Fungi; Basidiomycota; Agaricomycetes; Gloeophyllales; Gloeophyllaceae
Product: proline-specific peptidase
Exons: 2
Coding region: 1-906 (301 amino acids)
Biological process (GO): proteolysis
Molecular function (GO): peptidase activity
Source: RefSeq, a predicted model, not a curated record